GACUUCGCCCUUAAUCAACAAAAAAACAUAACCUAUUAAUAUAUGCGGUGUCUGUUUGCUUGAGUAAUAUGAGUAAUAUAUCUUUUUUAAAGUUUUAAGUAUAUAUCAAGUUUUCACAUUUUUUUUUAUAGAAUUAAUGUAAAAGAUUCAUAUUAAAAAGAAAAUUCAAUUGGAAUUGCUGUGACAAAAAGAUUUUCAAGUGUUUUUGUAAUACUUGAGACAAGAAACGACAUGAGUGACAAGUAUCAAAUAAAAGUAUCAACAUCAUUUCCUACAGUCACUGAUGCAAAAAUAAUUUAUGAUGUUAUAAGUGUUGAUAAAGGGCCUCGAAGAAGUGGUACUACAAGAAUUUUGAGUGUCAACGAUAAUUCUGUAGAAGCGUGUCGUGGAUUCGUGAUGGACACGUCAAAGGAUAUUUCUCCAAUCGGAAUUAAGUAUUUUAAUUACUCGUUGCGCUUGCUCGACCUUUUUCGGAAUUGAAGCGCAUGCGUUGAUAAACGUGAGUAGUGAGCAGCAGGGGCAAAAAGAGAAGAGAUUUCACCGAUCGAGUUGGGCGCCAGAGCUCCGCGUAUUCGGGUCGCUUUAGUUGGUUGAAGAAGAAACAGAACAGGACACACUCACAGGAUUAUUAAGGACAAUGGCACUUUUCCGUUAUAGCACGAGGCGAUGCUUGGAGCUGCAG
This is a messenger RNA of Leptopilina heterotoma, 682 nucleotides long. RefSeq lists its product as uncharacterized. The record is from RefSeq and is a predicted model, not a curated record. Lineage: Eukaryota; Metazoa; Arthropoda; Insecta; Hymenoptera; Figitidae. The coding region runs from base 232 to 480 and encodes 82 amino acids. The transcript has 3 exons. Gene Ontology annotation, cellular component: EKC/KEOPS complex.